AUGCAAAUCUCUGCGCUGGCAAACACACUGCCCCACGCUGAGAGCAUAAAGAGCAGUUCUACACCCUUUUUUCACUACAUAGAAUUAUCAUUAAAAGACCUGGGAAAUGACGAGUUCGUCAGUCUAGUUGAAUGUUCAGUGUGUCUUCGUGUCUGUUCUAUUGUAGUUUAUUUUAAAUUUGACGCAUGCAGUAGUGGAUUCUAUCGCUCAGCUGUAACACCCUUCCGGUGCCUGGCUGCCAUGCUACCCGAAGGAAGCACGAGGUCUGGAAUACUGCCAGGUUGCCCAAGCCUAGACAGGGGGGUCGGGAGGCAGAGGUCGGGUUCGAACCACGGACCUUCCCGUCAGUAA
Molecule: messenger RNA, 351 nt
Organism: Opisthorchis viverrini
Lineage: Eukaryota; Metazoa; Platyhelminthes; Trematoda; Opisthorchiida; Opisthorchiidae
Exons: 4
Coding region: 1-351 (116 amino acids)
Source: RefSeq, a predicted model, not a curated record